CCUGCUUGCUCCUCCAGCUGCCCCUUGGCAGGAUGGAGGUUCUGGAAUAUUUCCUGCUGCCACCACAGUGCUGGAUGUCACCUGCUGAUUUAUGGUGACUGCACCCAGGGCCAUUCCCUUCCUCAGGGCAGCUGGAUCUGCCUGACAGAUGUCGUGGAGCUCCUGGAAAAGUUUUCCAAACAGGAUUUUUAUCCAUGAAUGAUAAACACAGCAGGUUUCUCCUUUCCAGGAGUGGAGGGAGGCUGGAGGUUGGUGUGAAUUUGCCACAAAUGGGUUUGCUGGAGUCCAGAGUUUAUCUGAGUUUCCUUCCUGGAGAUUGGUUGGAUUGUUCCCAGAAGGGCAAAAGAGGCUGGAACCAGGGGCUUGUGCCAGUGGGAAUUGUGUCCAGCCGAGCCAGCUGUCCCAAAAGGCUCAGGAGAGAGCCAGGGCAGGGGUGAUGCUGCAGGAGAUAUUUAAUAUUUCAGCCCCAGCCCCCAUGCCAAGCCUGGGAGCGAUGGCAGCAGGCAGGAGCUGGGAAUGCUGCCCCUGGGCAAGUGUGGGAAAGGAUGGCAGAGUUCUCACCUGCUUUGUGUCUGCUUUUGUCUUCCAGCGGGGCUGAGUCCCUCUCCUCGGAUGAAAAAGAGGUGACGCCCAACGGGAUGGAGGGAUCGGGAUCGGGGUCGGCCGAGGAGCAGCCCGAGGGAGAAGCCAGCUCUGAAGACAGCUCCAGCAGCAGCUCAGAAGAGGAGUCAGAUGAAGAGCAGGAGGAGAAGGAAUCCCCACCUUACUGCAAUGACUCAGGAGAGAGCUUCUUGCCACCCUGUGAGCACUGCAGGAAUGAAAAUGACCAGAAGGAGCAAGUGACCCCCAGGAGACUUGCUGGAGGACAAUUUAUGGUGCAGCUGGAUGCAGAGGGCUCCUACCAGUGCAGCAUCACAGGGCUGAUUUUCGAGGUGACAGGUGCUGCCAGGAUCACCUAUUCCCUGUUAUCCUGGAGCAAGUAUGCCCAGCUGGUGGAGGAGCCCUGGAUCGUGGGGGGGCCCCUGUUCGACGUGCGCUGCUCGGCGCCCGCCCUGCUCAGCUCCCUGCAGUUCCCCCACUGCCUCUGCCUGCAGGAGCACGGGGCUGGCGUGGCCUUCAAGCUGCUGCACGUCAAGGAGAGCGGCGCGGCCAUCGAGCCCUCGGCCGAGUUCUCGGCCUCCCACGUCAAGUGGCUGGUGACCUCCCUGUCCCCCGUGGGCCCCCUGAUCCAGAGCCAGCAGCCCCUGCAGUACCACGGGGCUGUCAUCCUCUACAAAGCCAUUGAUGAGCACCCCUCGCUCUCCUUCUGGGUCUACCUGGCCACCAACAACGACUCCUUCAUCAAGGAUAUCUCAAAGGAAGUGAAACACUCGAAAAGGAAAUUUGUUAAAAUUGAAAAGCCUGCUGUAUGCCAGAAACUACUGCAGGAAGGAAAGAAGUACAGACUGAUCUGUGAGCCAGAAGCUGAAAUAACUCCUGUGGAGAUUGAAUUUGUUGAUGGGUCCCUCCUGAAACUGAAGAGUUACUUUGAGGUGUAUUUGGAGAAGCCUGAUGACUUCACCUUGUCCCUGGUGGAGCAGGACUCAGAUGAGACAGUCUGGAAAGCCAAACUCCGAGAGAGGGAUUGGAUCCAUUGUGGGCAGAACAUGAACGAGCAGAAGAGGAGCACGGCCAGUGUGAAAAAGAGGAAGCCAGCCCUCAGCAUCCUGGAGGAAGAGGAGCUCCAGUUCAAGAAGCAAAAAACGGGCAGCACUGCAGGUGGAAUGGCAGCAAGGUGCCUGACGGACCAGCAGCUGCUGGUGAUUGCCAGGCUCCUGGACCGGCGCUGGAGGGAAAUCGCCAUCGAGUGCCUGCAGGUGGAGAUGAAGGACAUCGAGGACAUCAGGGCCAUGGAGGAGGAGGUGAACAUGCAGAAAUUCCAGGUGCUGAGGAAGUGGAGAGACAGGGAGCAGGGCAGUGGAACUGCAGAGGCUCUGCAGAGGAGCCUUGGGGAAAAAGCCACCUACGAGAUCCUGCAGGCACUGCAAGGUUUCUCAGCUCAGAGCUGAGCCAAGGAAGGAGGAGGAGGAG
This is a messenger RNA of Ficedula albicollis (Collared flycatcher), 2070 nucleotides long. RefSeq names its product caspase recruitment domain family member 8 (gene CARD8). The record is from RefSeq and is a predicted model, not a curated record. Gene Ontology annotation, cellular component: THO complex part of transcription export complex. Gene Ontology annotation, biological process: signal transduction; regulation of DNA-templated transcription elongation; mRNA export from nucleus. Lineage: Eukaryota; Metazoa; Chordata; Aves; Passeriformes; Muscicapidae. The transcript has 14 exons. Bases 546 to 2048 code for a protein of 500 amino acids. Gene Ontology annotation, molecular function: protein binding.